AUGCCUGGUUUCGGACUUGGCACUUUAGUGGAUCAAGGGGGGAAUUAUGGAAACUAUGGAGAUUAUUCAAACAGUAAAACAAAACUCAAGGGGGUACAACCCCAGCAAGUGAAUGCAGCCAAGCAAGCACCUACAGAACGUGUCUGUGGGGUAUCCUCAUUCACCCCUCCUGUAAAACUGGCACGCUCUGAUUCCUCUCUGAAGUGCCUGUACACCAACACACGCAGCGUGGGGAAUGAACAGGGAGAGUUGGAGAUCUGUGUGCAGACACAGGGCUUCGAUCUUAGUGCAAUGAAACUUCUUUCUGCAGCUCCGGGAAAAAUUGUUUGUGAGAUGAAAGUAGAAGAGGAGCAUACAAACAGAGGUGGCACAUUACAUGGAGGUUUGACAGCCACACUUGUGGAUGUGGUGUCAACAGCAGCGUUGCUGUACACAGAAAGAGCAGUGCCUGGGGUCAGCGUGGACAUGAACAUCACAUAUACUUCUGCUGCUAAGAUUGGAGAAGAAAUACUGAUUACAGCUCAGAUUUUGAAGCAAGGAAGAAAUCUUGCAUUUGCCAGCGUGGAUUUGACAAAUAAAGCAUCAGGAAAGUUAAUUGCACAAGGUAGACACACAAAGUAUCUAGGAAAUUAAUAUAAGAAAGUAAUUUAAAAAAUGAUGAUGUUGGGCUUAAGAAUCCCAUAUAGAACUAUUUUCUCAUUUAUGCAAUAAGACAUCAUCUGCACAAAGCUGUCUAUAUAAAGUGAAUUAGCCUCACUCCUAUAAUUAAACAAACAAAUUUAUUAACUACCAUCAAAAUUGCUACAAGCCU
Messenger RNA from Antrostomus carolinensis (chuck-will's-widow), 811 nucleotides. RefSeq names its product acyl-CoA thioesterase 13 (gene ACOT13). The coding region runs from base 1 to 633 and encodes 210 amino acids. Gene Ontology annotation, molecular function: fatty acyl-CoA hydrolase activity. The transcript has 4 exons. NCBI's taxonomy places the organism in Eukaryota, Metazoa, Chordata, Aves, Caprimulgiformes, Caprimulgidae. The record is from RefSeq and is a predicted model, not a curated record.